AUGGCGGAUGCUUUGGCUAACUUGGCAACAACAAUGGCACUCGGAGAAAAUGAGACAACAAAGGUAAAGAAGGAAAAUGUUGUUGAUUUCAUCAAAGCAAACAUGAUUUUUAGAUAUGGCAUACAAAGAUGUAUAGUUACUGAUAAUGGAACACCUUUCAACAAUAAACUCAUGAGUAGUUUGUGCGAGAAGUGCAAUUUUAAGCAACAUAAGCCUUCAAUGUACAAUGCACGUGCCAGUGGUCUUGCUGAAGCUUUUAAUAAGACACUUGGUAACCUAUUGAAGAAAGUAGUUACAAAGAAUAAAAGGGACUGGUAUGAGAGAAUUGGUGAAGCUUUGUGGGCAUAUCGUACAACCUUUAGAACAGCUACGCAAGCGACUCUGUUUUUAUUGGUGUAUGGCGUAGAAGCAGUCCUUCCACUGGAGAAGCAAAUUCCAUCAUUGUGA
Molecule: messenger RNA, 447 nt
Organism: Solanum stenotomum
Lineage: Eukaryota; Viridiplantae; Streptophyta; Magnoliopsida; Solanales; Solanaceae
Exons: 2
Coding region: 1-447 (148 amino acids)
Biological process (GO): DNA integration
Molecular function (GO): nucleic acid binding
Source: RefSeq, a predicted model, not a curated record